This is a messenger RNA of Saccostrea echinata, 798 nucleotides long. RefSeq names its product synaptogenesis protein syg-2-like. Bases 1 to 798 code for a protein of 265 amino acids. The record is from RefSeq and is a predicted model, not a curated record. Lineage: Eukaryota; Metazoa; Mollusca; Bivalvia; Ostreida; Ostreidae. The transcript is spliced from 3 exons.
AUGUAUCCUUACUUUAUAAAUGAGCAGAAAAACCCUAAGCUGUCCAGAGGAGAACGUUUGACAGUGGUGAGGAAUACACAGACAGGGGGAUACGAUCUCCAGAUAACAGGACUCACCAGAGAGGAGGACGUGGGGCAGUACUCGUGUGAUGUAAACACCAUUCCACCAAAACAAUACAUGAUUUAUCUGAAAUUAUACUUGCCUCCCUCCAGCAUAAACAUCGAUGCCUAUGAUGUAGAUGGCAUCUUAAGAGUCAAUGGUACAGAAGGCUCUUCUUUAACACUGUCAUAUCAGUCAUCAGGUGGUGAUCCUCCUGCCAAUGUGUCUUGGUAUAGAGGCUCUCCAUUAUUAUCUACUGGAAUUAAUGAGGCAAUGCACAGCUUUAUUCCUACAAGAGACGAUGACCUCCAGAACUACACAUGUACUUCAUUCUAUCCAGCUUUAUCACAACCGAUGCGGAGAAAUGUUCAAUUAUUCCUUGGUCUGAGACCGGGUCUCCCGGAGAUUCCAAAGAUUCCAAAUACAAAGGAGGGCGAUCAGAUAAGAGUCACGUGUUCAUCCUCGGGGGGUCGUCCACCUUCAUCACUCUGGUGGAUAUUCCGGGGGACAUACUUGAAAUCAACGUGCGUAUCCUCUACGAUCAAUCCCUCUACUCAAACUUACACUGUGAAUGCAAUAUUAAACAUUACAGUCAACAAAGAGAACAACGGAAAGAACAUCAUAUGUAUGGCAAAUAACUCAGUUGUGCCUACUGGACUUCAGUCGUCGCGGAUGGUAACGGUGCUCUGUAAGCUAUGA